Artibeus jamaicensis (Jamaican fruit-eating bat) is the source of this 4030-nucleotide messenger RNA. RefSeq names its product spermatogenesis associated serine rich 2 (gene SPATS2). Gene Ontology annotation, cellular component: cytoplasm. Gene Ontology annotation, molecular function: protein binding. The record is from RefSeq and is a predicted model, not a curated record. The coding region runs from base 631 to 2262 and encodes 543 amino acids. NCBI's taxonomy places the organism in Eukaryota, Metazoa, Chordata, Mammalia, Chiroptera, Phyllostomidae. The transcript is spliced from 14 exons.
GCCCUGGCGAGGUCGGUGUGGAUCCGCUGGCGCUCUGGCCCCUAGUCGCGGCAGCGAUUCCCAGUCCGCCGGCCGGCAGAGCAGGGAAGCAGGGAAAGGGGCGGGCGGAGGCGGGGCGGCGUCCGACUCGGGGAGAGCCGAGGGAGCAGCGCGGCGACGACGUCGCCGGCUCUAAAAGAGGCGAGCAGGCGGCGGAGCUCCUUUCCACUUCUCAGACCCUGGAGCGUCCGGGACGCAGAGCCCGGAACUGGGGGGACGCGGCGACUGCGGGGGCCCGCCGUAGGUGAAGCAGAGCGUGCUGGGCGGCGGAGGUUAUGUAUGUAACUUACCUGUGGUUAAUGAAGCAGGAGAGAACAGACAACCAGAAACAGGCAUCUUGCUUUUAAGUCAGAACCUCCCUGGAAACAGAGACAUGAAUGUCUGCGACUAUACUUCUUGACAAGAAGUUAAUAGAAGGAAAGGAGAUCACCAGUUAGAGAGCAGAAUUUCAAGUAACCAGGAUUUGGUAUUUAUUACCUCCAACCAUAGACUUCCCUUGCCUACCUUUAAAUCAGAGAGAACUACAAUCAGAACCCAGACAAGGCAAAAGAAUACACUUCUUCUGUAUCUUUUGAGAUCAAAGACACUACAAUGUCUAGGAAACAAAACCAGAAGGAUUCAUCAGGAUUCAUUUUCGAUUUGCAGUCCAAUACUGUACUGGCCCAGGGAGGGGCUUUUGAGAACAUGAAAGAAAAGAUAAAUGCAGUGCGUGCAAUAGUUCCCAACAAGAGCAACAAUGAGAUCAUCCUGGUUUUGCAGCACUUUGACAAUUGUGUGGACAAAACAGUACAAGCAUUUAUGGAAGGUAGUGCCAGUGAAGUACUGAAAGAAUGGACAGUAACAGGCAAGAAAAAGAACAAAAAGAAGAAAAGCAAACCAAAACCUGCAGCAGAAGCAAGUAACAAUAUCCCAGAUUCUAGUAAAUCGGUUUCCAUUCAAGAGGAGCAGUGCGCACCUUCUUCAGAAAAAGGUGGUAUCAACGGUUACCAUGCUAACGGUGCCAUCAAUGAUACUGAGUCUGUGGACUCCCUCAGUGAAGGUAUGGAAACCCUUUCAAUAGAUGCCAAAGAAUUGGAGGAUCCAGAGUCUGCCAUGCCAGAUGUGCAGGACAGAACAGGAUCCAUACUGGAAAAUGGUGUCUCUAAUUUUGAGGCCAAGUCUUUGACUGUGCACUCUACCCAGAAUUCUCAACAAAAUAGGAAUAUGGGAAAAUCUCUCACAAGACCUCAGUUUUCAAAUCUGGGCAUGGAAGAUGUUCCACUCUCCUCCACCAACAAAAAGCUAGGUUCCAAUAUUGAAAAAUCUGUGAAAGACCUCCAACGUUGCACAGUAUCUCUUGCACGAUAUCGAGUUAUAGUGAAAGAAGAGAUGGAUGCUUCCAUUAAGAAAAUGAAACAAGCUUUUGCUGAAUUGCAGAGCUGUUUAAUGGAUCGAGAAGUGGCAUUGCUUGCUGAAAUGGACAAAGUGAAAGCUGAAGCAAUGGAAAUUUUGCUCAGCCGACAAAAGAAAGCUGAACUUCUAAAGAAGAUGACUGAUGUGGCUGUUCGAAUGUCAGAGGAGCAGUUGAUUGAGCUCAGAGCUGAUAUCAAGCACUUUGUUAGUGAACGUAAAUAUGACGAGGAUCUGGGACGAGUAGCCCGGUUCACCUGUGAUGUAGAGACCCUAAAGAAGAACAUCGAUUCGUUCGGACAAGUGUCCCAUCCAAAGAAUAGCUAUUCAACCAGGUCCCGAUGUGUCUCGGUUGCAUCUGUGUCCUUGAGCAGCCUGUGUGAUGCCUCUGCUGCUUCCUCCUCCACCUGUGCCUCCACUCCCAGCCUUACGAGUGCCAACAAGAAAAACUCGGCACCGGGAGAGACUCCCGCGGGCACGACUCACGGCAGCAGCGGCCGGCCCUGUCAGCCUCAUCGAGAGGUGUUGCCGGCGAACAGACGAGGAGGACAGGGCUACAGGCCACAAGGCCAAAAGAUCUGUGACCCCACAAACCAAGGGCAACGUGACAGUGUGGGCCGUUACAGAAAUAGCUCAUGGUAUUCGUCUGGCUCCAGGUAUCAGAGUGUGUCAUCCCGGGCACCAGGAAACGCUAGUGAACGCAGCCAGGCUCACUCUGCAGGGACCAGUGGCACUGGAGCCAGUGUGGAACCCAGCCAGCCCAAGCCCUCGUUCAAAAGGGGUUCCCCCCAGCGCAAACCCAGGACCUCUCAUCCUGAAGCUGUGAGCUCUUGAGGGAAACUCCAGUUGGCCUCUCUUGUCUAUGCCACACAAUUCAACUUGGUAACUGGACUUGGGGGAACUUAUAGUUAGAUUUAAUAACAAAAAGAAAUUUUCGCCUAUCACUUUUUAUGCCAUUCUGAAUAUAUUUGGUUUCUUCUUUCCUGAUUUCCCCUUUACCAUUUUCAGAGGGGAAGCUGUUUUUUUCCCUUGACCUUUCCCAAUGAUAUGGAUUAAUUCUGAUUGGUCCUUUCUACCAGGAAUCAUGGGCAACCGUUGCCAGGUUUCCCAAGGUGAAGCAGGGUUCUUCCCAGGGCACCACCAGGACUUUCCGUUGCCCGAAGAGGCCUCCCUCAGCAAACCAUUCAGGCCCCCGGAGGAGACGGGUCAGAGCCAGUCCUGCUGCCUCUCCAGUCCGAGCAGGGCCACACAUGCCUGUCAGGUCCCCUCUCAACAACAGUUUCCCCAGGAGAGGCGGCGAGGGGCCGUGCCCCGCACUCAAUCAGCCAUGAAGGGGAAAUGUUAUUGGUGAAAAGGAAGGAACACCAGGAAGUACUUGAUAAUCUUCAUCUCCUCCCAGAAUGUGCCCGAGACUGACACUCGGAUCAGGGUUUCGGUUGCUGGCUUGGCACAGCAGCGUAACCCUCGGCUUCUCUUCCCUUAGAUUGCAAACCAGUCUUUGGGAAAGUAGCAUUUAAUUAAAGUUAAAAGAAGGGGAAAAAAUUUCUUUGUUUCAAUGUUUGAAGAUUUUUGUUAUUGUUAUUCUCUCUCUUUCCUGAAUUGUAUUCUUAUCCUGAACCAAAUUUAUAGCAAUGUAAUGAGUGUUCAUCUAAGGUGUUACCCAUCAAAAACUUGCUGCAGUCAGUCUUUAUAGUUGCAUAAAUAAAAACAACUGCACAAAUAGUCCCACAUUUGUUUCCUAGCAGUGAGUGAUUUCAUUUCACUACCUGUUUUUCUUCGGGCCUCAUGGGGUAGAAGUCUCUCAGACAGCUUGUUUGGGGCUUAAAUGAGGGUAUCUGAUGCCUCAGUCGUCUGUCCACUGCUUAGCUUCAGAACCAAAUUAAAAUGUGCAAGUGGGGAUGAGCCAAUGCAGCUGCUCCUGUGGGAAGGAUUCGCAGGACAGGGAACGGUGGCUUUCCAAAGGAGAGCUUACCAGCUGAGCAAAACCACAGCUGCCGGCAGCUCUCCCAGGCAGCCAAAGGCUGCAUCAGCACCUUCUCCUCCCGGCCUGCCCCUUGACAGGAGUAGUGAAUGUAACGGUAUAAUUGAGCGCCUGCAUGUAGCAGGUGGCACUGGUGCCAGACCCUUCCAGCCUACCCCACCCCCAGCAUCUCUGAUUUAAUAACAGCAAAGCUAUUUAUUUCUCCAGCAUUUGUUCUCCCAAGUCUGAAGCCCCGGCAGUAAGUGGCAGUGGUGCAGAACUUAGCCGCCUCAGGGCUUCCCCUGGCUCUGGAUGAAGCUGAGCUGCCAGGGUUCAGGUUGGUUGAACAGAUUUAGAGAGAAAGAGAGAGAGUGUGUGUGUGUUUCAGUAUGAAAACAGUAGCGAAGGAGUCCUGGGAAGCCAUUUUCUAAAAGGCUGAUCACCUCAUUUCGGAGAAUUUGUCCAACAGCACCAUCAGCCUGCUGGAUGUCAGGAGAAAGCCUUGCUUUUCUGAUUAAUUGCUUACCUUACUUUAUAAGAAAUCCAGAGAUUGAAGUAACCUUGAAGGAUUAUGAGGUCUAUCCCUGUAUCCACGCAAAACUGUAUUAACCACCCAGACAGAUGGGAAACCACUGCUUGUCA